Drosophila eugracilis is the source of this 921-nucleotide messenger RNA. RefSeq names its product chymotrypsin-like protease CTRL-1. NCBI's taxonomy places the organism in Eukaryota, Metazoa, Arthropoda, Insecta, Diptera, Drosophilidae. The record is from RefSeq and is a predicted model, not a curated record. Gene Ontology annotation, biological process: proteolysis. The transcript is spliced from 4 exons. Gene Ontology annotation, molecular function: serine-type endopeptidase activity. Bases 18 to 881 code for a protein of 287 amino acids.
GUCGUGCUUUCCUAUUCAUGAACAUAAUGGGAGCUGGAGUCUUAGAGCUCUUACUUUUAGUGGUCCUCGGAUGCCUGGAGGUGCAGAGCUUUCCGCGCCUACUGGACCCACAGUGUAUGACGGCCAGAGGCGAAACAGGUCGCUAUCGAAUCAUUAACGGCAAAGCUGCAGAUCUUUUUUCGAAUCCCUGGAUGGUGAUAAUCAUCGAGCGCGGGAUGAUGCGGUGCGGAGGAUCACUGAUCACACCACGUUUUGUUCUGACUGCUGCGCAUUGUAGAAGCGAAACGAAACGGAAAUUGACAGUGCGCCUGGGCGAGUAUGACGUGAAUCAGGCCUUCGAUUGCUCCAGACUAGGUUGCAUUCCACGACCGAAGGAAAUCAAUGUGACUAAUGCCUUUGUGUAUAGGAACUUCGUUAAUUUCCAUAGAAAUGAUAUAGCUCUCUUCAAAUUGGAAACGGCAGUACAGUACGGAGAUUACAUCAGACCGAUCUGCCUGUUUGUCGGAGAUGCACCUCGGACCGCGGAGCUGCUCAAGAAUAUAAGGCACUUCAACAGCACUGGCUGGGGUCGCACGCAGCAGCGUACCAAUAGUCCCAUCCUUCAGCAGAUAACCCUGACGCACUACGACCUCAGCUACUGCUCCAGUUUCUUCGGCAGGUUGAUGGAUAACUCUAAAAUUUGUGUGGGCAGCGCCACAAGUUCAACGUGCAAUGGCGAUUCGGGAGGUCCGCUAACUGCGAGGCUUCAGUUUGGCAAGGAUAAGCUGGUCGUCCUCUUCGGGGUGGUUAGUUACGGAGCCGCACACUGCCACGGGCCCACUAUCUACACGAGCGUUGUUCCCUAUGCCGAUUGGAUCGAGUCGGUCGUUAGAAACCACUAAUAUAUAAACUUUCAACCUAAUAAAUAUGAGUCAUGAAGUA